AUGUCGUUGAUCGCAAACGUCCUGGCACGCCGGGAAACCCAAGUGAUAGUCGCUCGGGUCCCGCAAGCAGACAAAAUAUUGUUGCAACUGUUCAUUUUCUUGAUUACAUGCAUUGCUCUUGCCUUGGUUGAUUACAUCUGCAGUGUGAUUACAGUACUCGCCGCGAUCGAAGAUGUUGAUCAAACCGCGUACAUUUGCCUCGACGACGAAGGUCCAAAGGACCCUGAGACCGGUGACUCAUUGAACAAAAGGCCCAUCACAAGUGGAUUGGGCUCGGCUAUCAAAUACUUGUAUGCCCGCGGUGGCAUCCGGUCAUGCUUUCGCGGAUUUCGCAUGUGUAUGGCUGUCCUCGCGGCAGAGACAGUCCUUGCAGCGAUAGCAGGCUUUGUGUCUCCGCUAAAUCGUGAGUCUCUCCUGAGUCUGUUCCUGGUACAGUUCAUUGCCACCAUGCCCUUUGCAGCGUGGCGAAUGGCGUGUGUUCAUCGGAUGAUUGCCGACAAGUCCCCUAAAACCAAACACCGACGAAUUACUGGUUUCCGCUAUUGGCCACGAAUUGCUCCCGCGGCUGCUCUGUACAAUGUUGUCAAUUGUAUGACGAUAGCCUUGUUGUUCUCUGUGGCAGAGAGUGCUGGAUGGAUCACUAAGAACGUUGUCAACGAAUCAGGCUACAAGGUCCUCGCAUCCCUUCUACUUGGUAUUAUGCUCCCUACUAUAGCUGGGAUUACAUUGUCUUUACCUGCCCGGGUAAUCUUCAUUCGCGUCGCUGCUUCUAUGCUACCCACAGAAGAUGUGCCGAUCGUGCCAUUUGAUCCUCAGUUUGGUGGCAAGGUUGAUCCCAAUGUGGCUGACAGGAGCAGCCUCCGCAUAGUAGAUGCCUGGAACACCUUGAGCUGGCUUACGCUUUUUCGAAUUUCGAAGCUUCUGUUCCUGACAUUAUGUAUUGAAAAUGCACUAGGGGCUGUGGGUGCUUUCGUGGGGGUCAUACUGCUAUAG
Molecule: messenger RNA, 993 nt
Organism: Penicillium brevicompactum
Lineage: Eukaryota; Fungi; Ascomycota; Eurotiomycetes; Eurotiales; Aspergillaceae
Exons: 2
Coding region: 1-993 (330 amino acids)
Source: RefSeq, a predicted model, not a curated record